AUGGAAACUAUCCGAGAAUAUUCACUUCAAUGGGAAGUUACAAAAUCAAAUUAUAGUGAUCCUCGUACAGCGGAUUUCUUUAUGAUGUCAUCUCCCGUACCAACAGCACUAAUUUGUCUUGGAUAUCUUAUAUUUGUAUUAUUGGGGCCAGCAUUCAUGAAAGAUCGAAAACCAUAUAAUAUCCGUAAUAUAUUGUUCGUAUACAAUUUUCUGAUGGUAGCCUUAUCCGGAUAUCUUUUUUAUGAGUUUCUUGCGUCUGGAUGGUUAGCGGGAUAUUCUUUAGCAUGUCAACCGGUUGAUUAUUCAUUGACACCACAAGCAAUACGGAUGACACGUGUAUGUUAUCUAUUUUAUAUAAGCAAAUUUAUUGAAUUAAUGGAUACGAUAUUUUUUAUCAUGCGAAAAAAUUUUCAUCAAGUAACAGUUCUACAUGUUUUACAUCAUGGUAUUAUGCCCAUUUCUUGGUGGUUUGGUGUGAGAUUUGUACCAGGAGGAUUUGGAACAUUUCAUGCUUUAUUAAACUCAUUGAUACAUUUUAUCAUGUACUUGUAUUAUGGAUUAGCAAGUUUGGGACCAAGAUUUCAAAAAUACUUGUGGUGGAAAAAAUAUAUGACAUCAAUGCAAAUGCUUCAAUUUAUCAUGGUAAUGAUUCAUUCAAGUCAAUUACUUUUCAUCAAGUGUCAAUAUCCAAUGUUAUUCGUCUACUGGAUUGGACUUUAUGCCGUUAUGUUUCUCUUAUUCUUUUCCGACUUUUUUAUUAAAACCUAUUUAAAGCCAUCAAAAAGAAAAACAUCAACAACACCAACGAAACGUGUUUCAUUUCACGAAUCGGCACAAAAAAAACAAUCCAAUGGUUACAUUAAACAUGAUUAA
This is a messenger RNA of Didymodactylos carnosus, 873 nucleotides long. NCBI's taxonomy places the organism in Eukaryota, Metazoa, Rotifera, Eurotatoria, Philodinida, Philodinidae. The record is from the annotation of a GenBank genome assembly.